UCAGUCACUACCCGGGAUGGCCUGGAGAUGGAUGAAGUGGGGUAUAACUAUUCAUUUUCUAGCCCUCAUCCGUAGAAUCAAUUAGCAUGUCGUGUGGAAGCAAACCAGCCAGUUCACAUUUCUGAGCUAAUUCUGUCCCUCUCACGGGAGAUAUUCACCACUGUAUAUAGCCGAUUUGAGCCAAAUAUAAUUCGUGUCAUUCUUUAUCUUGGUUUAGGGUUUCCAUCUGCUUUUCGGCAAAGAAAAGAUGCCCCGCCGGGGGAGUAAAGUACCUACACUUACUCGAAAUAUGUUAGAAAGAAACCGAAGAAUGUUCACGAAAGAUCUCCUUUCCAAGCUUGCUUCUCUAAUUAAUCCUACUCCACGGGCACCCAAGUGGAAGUCACUUGAUUUGCUGGAUCAAGCCACCGCUCAUGUGAAGCAAUUGGAACAAAGGGUAGAGAUGCUGAAGCAAAGGAAGCAACUACUUGAAAGCAGUACUGAUGAGACUGCGGGCAUGAGGGGCUCGAUGUCAACUGUUUUCACAGUGACAGAAUUGGAUUCUGCGGUAGAGGUAUGUUUGAUUAGCAGGUCAAAUGACAAGUUCAUCCUGACCCGGGCCCUAGAUGUUCUUGAGGAGGAAGCAGCUCCAGUUGUAUUUGUUAGCUACUCCCGUGCUGGCGAUAGGAUCAACUAUAUUGUUUAUUCACAGGCUGUUUGUUCUAGAAUCGGCAUAGACUCUUCAAGGGUGCAUGAAAGAUUGAAGAGGCUGACUGCAGGGCCAUGAGAAAAAUGCACUGCAACACUAUCUUUACUUGUUCCAAAUGCUUUGAAGAUGAUCGGAAAUUGCCGGAUAUGGCGUUCUGACCCUCUAUGUGGGUCUCACACAUAUCCUAAAUUUAUAUUGUAUUUCAAUUAAUUAGGAAACUGAAAUUUUAAAUUGACGAAACUGGGUAGUCCAGUUCUGCGAA
Molecule: messenger RNA, 950 nt
Organism: Vitis vinifera (wine grape)
Lineage: Eukaryota; Viridiplantae; Streptophyta; Magnoliopsida; Vitales; Vitaceae
Product: transcription factor bHLH167
Exons: 4
Coding region: 248-766 (172 amino acids)
Biological process (GO): regulation of transcription by RNA polymerase II
Cellular component (GO): RNA polymerase II transcription regulator complex
Molecular function (GO): RNA polymerase II transcription regulatory region sequence-specific DNA binding; protein dimerization activity; DNA-binding transcription factor activity, RNA polymerase II-specific
Source: RefSeq, a predicted model, not a curated record